Miscanthus lutarioriparius is the source of this 258-nucleotide messenger RNA. Lineage: Eukaryota; Viridiplantae; Streptophyta; Magnoliopsida; Poales; Poaceae. The record is from the annotation of a GenBank genome assembly.
AUGGCGAGUGCAAGAAGGUGGUCAAGGCUGUUUGCCAUCUCGGCCUUUGUCUGCCUCCUGGUGGUACACCCUGCUGCCAUGGUGAGCGGCCUAAGGAGAGAGGACAUGGUCCUCGGCCGUGAUCGGGCGCCGACGCCGGCGGAGGCGCCCGCCGCAUCGACAGGGAAGCGGUUCGCGACGGCGACGGCCGUCGGCGCGGCGCAGAUGAGCAAGUGGAGGGUCCGGCGGGGCUCCGACCCGAUACACAACAGGAGCUGA